AUGAAUCCUGAUAUUAAAGAUCGCGACUACAUGUACCGUUUGAUCAUCGGUCAGCUCUUUUACGAUGGUCAUCAACAACUUGCUCUAUCAUUAGCCCAAACAAUAGGAUGCUCAUCUCAGCCUCCUCCACCAUCCGACAAGUUGUUUCGGUUAGUCUCUAUUGCCAAGCAAUUCGUAGACGAUCCUGAUUCCAAAGACAAGGAGACGUCCAUUCAAGCAUUGUCUAGUGGAUUGGAUCUUGAGUUUGAUGCAGACAUAGUUCCGUCUUCACCCGAACCAUGUAUGUAUGAAACCAUUUACUUGACAUCCCACAAAGCAGCAUGUCGUGCUGCAGCUUUCAACGCUGAUGGAACACUCGUAGCAACAGGAUCUGCAGAUUGUUCUAUCAAAAUUCUAGAUGUAGACCGUAUGAUAUCCCGUGAUAUGCGAGGUGAUCAGAGUGAAGGUCCUGAUUCUCAACAUCCUGUAAUUCGUACUUUAUACGAUCACAUUGAUGAAGUGACGACUGUAGCAUUCCAUCCUAGAGAACAAAUCUUAGUAUCAGGAUCUAACGAUAAAACUGUUAAAAUGUUCGAUUACUCAAAAACUGCCGUCAAGAGAGCUAUGAAGACUAUCUCUGAAGUGUAUCCCGUCAGAGCCAUAUCUUUCCAUCCGGGAGGGGAAUACCUUCUCGUAUCCACUGAACACCCUACUCUGAGGUUGUAUAAUGUAGAAACUGCUCAAUGUUUUGUGAGCGCAAAUGCCGCCGAUCAACAUAGGGACAUAGUUUUAGACGUUAAUUAUUCUGAUAAUGCCAGGUUAUUCGUCACGGGUUCGAAGGACGGAGAUGUCAAAAUUUGGGAUGGCAUUUCUAAUAGAUGUAUUGAAACUUUUGCCAGAGCUCAUGAUGCUGCUGCUAUUUGCUCAGCAAGGUUCACUAGGAACGGAAAGUAUAUUCUAACUAGUGGAAUGGACAGCAUAGUCAAGUUAUGGGAGUUAUCAACUAAUAGGUGCUUGAUUGCUUACACCGGAGCUGGAGCAACAGGAAUUCAAGAUUUUCCAGUACAUGCAGCCUUCAACCAUAAUGAAGAUUACGUUCUUUUCCCUGAUGAAAAGUCAGGAAGUAUGUGUUCAUGGGAUGCCAGAAACUCUGAUAGGAAGCGGUUAUUGGCCUUAGGACACACUGCUGCUGCCCGAGCUUUCGUUCACUCACCUACCAUGCCGGCUUUCGUAACAGGAAGUGAUGACUUCAGAGCUCGCUUCUGGUAUAAGAAGGGAACUGGAAUAUUAUAA
Messenger RNA from Auanema sp. JU1783, 1272 nucleotides. The record is from the annotation of a GenBank genome assembly. NCBI's taxonomy places the organism in Eukaryota, Metazoa, Nematoda, Chromadorea, Rhabditida, Rhabditidae.